This is a messenger RNA of Brienomyrus brachyistius, 4255 nucleotides long. RefSeq names its product nectin cell adhesion molecule 3a (gene nectin3a). Gene Ontology annotation, cellular component: adherens junction; apical junction complex. Gene Ontology annotation, biological process: heterophilic cell-cell adhesion; homophilic cell-cell adhesion. The record is from RefSeq and is a predicted model, not a curated record. The transcript has 6 exons. The coding region runs from base 88 to 1755 and encodes 555 amino acids. Lineage: Eukaryota; Metazoa; Chordata; Actinopteri; Osteoglossiformes; Mormyridae.
CGCAGCUCGGUCCCCACGGGAAGCAGGCGCCGAGUCUUCGGAGUUAAGAAACACCGAGUCUGAGACCAACUGUGAUUUGGGGUUAUCAUGGCGGUUAUAUUAAUAUAUUAUCACAGGAAUAUGCCUUCUUACUUGGGAUUGGGGGGCAGAGUACUACUUCUCCUGUUUUUCUUUACCGGAGUGAUGUGUAACGAGGUGCUGGUCCAGAGGAACAUCGAUGCUGUGCUGGGGAAGAACAUCACCCUAGGAUGUCAGAUACAGGUGGGGUCCAACCUCAGCCUGACACAGAGCUCGUGGGAGCGCCGUGUGGCAUCCAGUACUGUCACCCUGGCUGUAUACAACCCCGAAUUCGGCACCUCGAUCACAGAUGAGUAUGCAGGACGCCUCUCCUUCCUGUCAGCAUCCAGGCAUGAUGCCACGGUCCUGCUGGAGAAUGUGGGCUUUGCUGACGCCGGGGUCUACACCUGCAAAGUGGCCACUUUUCCAAUGGGCAAUAAGCAGGCCUCCACCACCGUCAGCAUUAUGGUGGAGCCCAAGGUGUAUGUGUCAGCGAGCUCCGCCCCAUUGCUGGAUGGCGGGAACGAGACACUGGUGGCCACGUGCACAGCUGAGCGAGCCCUGCCCCCCGCCGAGGUCUCCUGGGAGUCUGACCUGUUCGGCCGCUCCCAGGAACACCAGCAGAAGGAACCUGAUGGCACCGCCACCACGUGGGUCAGCUACACCUGGCGGCCCACACGUCACACCCAGAAGCACUCCCUCACUUGUGUGGUGCGGCACCCUGCACUGCAGUCAGAGUUCCGAUCGACUCACUGGCUCAAUGUGCAAUUUGCUCCUGAAAUCGUGCUUAAAUCCAUUGGGGACUGGCUUGUUGGAGGAACAGACUGUCAUCUGCAGUGUCGAGCCAAUGCUAACCCACCCGUCGGCUCCCUAACCUGGUCCAGGUUGGAUGGACCUAUGCCAGAGGGAGUGGACGUGGUAAACGGCACCCUCUAUUUCCUGCGACCCCUGCAGCAGAAUGAUUCGGGGGUGUAUCGCUGCACGGUUGAGAACGACAUUGACACGAGGAGCAGAGAGACUCGCGUCUGGAUCCGAGACCCCCCUCCCACCACGGCUGCAGCCCCUACCACUCCCGCACCCCUCCAUCCUAGUGGCGGCUUUUCCCAUACUCCCCCCACCAAGCAGCGUGCUCAGUUCAGCUCCCCAACACUGGGCUCCUCUCCCGACAACAGCCUGGGUGCCAUCGUGGGUGGAAUCAUCGGUGGGCUUCUGCUUUUGGUACUGCUUCUGGUGCUGGUUGGCAUCUGCUACAUGCGGCAGCGGCGUACCUUCCGGGGAGACUACUAUACCAAGCAGUACCUGGGCCCAGCCGACAUGCAAAAGGAGCCCCAGCUGGACAUGCUGGAGCCCCACGAGCUGCAGGAGGUAUAUGGGGGAAGUGACUUGACAAAGGAUAGUCCAGACCUGAAGCCCAAGGCUGUCGGGGACAUCAUUGACUCGGAAUACAAGGAGAGGAAAGAUCGGGAGGAUUGGGGCGACAGCAUUCGCGGCAGCCGAAGGAUGCAUGGAGAGGAGGACUAUUAUCCCAACCACCACAGCUCGCACAACAUGUACCCAAGGGAGAUUACUAUGCCCUUACCAAGUGUGCACAAUGGCUCCCCCUACAUGUCGGAGGACUUCUAUGACAGCGGUACGGACAGCGAAUAUGUUUCCCACCUUGAUGGAUCGGUCAUCUCUCGUAGGGAAUGGUAUGUGUGAUAGAGGAGAAAAUGGGACUAAGACAGUAAUUUAAGUAGUAUAAAUGCAGAAUUAAAUUAUCAAAUUAUUUGGAUGGAUGCAAUAAGUAAGACAACCAAAAUUCAGGGGGAAUAUGCUCUUUCUUUCAUUGGCGUGAACUGUAUGUAAUCGCCAUUGACCGAUUAAUGGCAUUAUUCUGCUUUACCUGGCUGGGUUUAAAGAGUAUUAGCAGAAGACUGGUGUGUUGCUGUCAGAUGUGACUUGACAAACUUGCACACCUACUCUUGUCAUUUUGGUGUUUCAAGUCGUCUUUUUAAUUUGUGUUUGAUCUUCACAGCCAAUAUGUACUUAUGUGCUAAUGCUGCAUUAAUAUAUGACAUUUUGAAUUCUGCACAAAGCUGUAUUGACCAGAUGAUAGACAUGGUUCUUACCUUUGAUUAAAUUGUCAUGUUCCACAUUGUAACUGCGAAGUACAAGGGAAGGAUAAAGUGAGAGAGCCGAUGGGAGCUAGACUUUUAGACUGAGGCUUCCCCAGGAGGGGAUCUUUAGGUACAUAUCCUGACUCGCUUCAGUAAAUGUGCAGCUGUAUAAACUAUAAUUUAGUGAUGUUAGAUCACUUAGGACAAGCCAGAAAAAAAGUCGUUCCUCUUCUGUGUUUUUUUGGAAACUCGGUGCCAUAAGCCUGAGCCCAGUGGUUCCCAUCUGGAGGGUCUGAGGCUCUUCCUUGCAUCACCCCAUGCCAGAUCAGCCUUAAUAGUGCAUUUUCUGUUUCCCUAAACCGUUUCUGUAAAAAAGGGCUGUGUGCCACCUCCUGUUGGUUUUUGGCAGCAGACACUCAAAGGGUCUGUGGCUUUCACUUGUUAUUGAACAUCGAUAAUGGUUUUGGUUUCGGUUUUGAAGGGCACUGGCUGACUUUUUAAUUUGCCAAUUUAUUUUUGACCCCCUGCUCCACCUUGUCGCCAGCUGUCCUGACACUCCCAUCCCUGAAAGUUCAGAUGUCCCAGAAUAAACUGGGGUACAUUUGAUGCGAGCUCACACAUCUGCUUCAUGGUUUGCCCCACCUAUCUUCAAAGAGGCUUUUUGCUCAGAAUGGAAGCUUUUUAAUUUUGUCUAGAUUUCCUGGUGUGUACCCUCAGUGAUGUGUUCAGUGGCUAUGAUUGGCAGCUCCACUAAUGCUUUUUAGCCACUAUAAAAGUUCCAUCCAGACCCCUAGCUGUGAGGGAGAACAGAAAAAUAAACGUCUGGAAAUUACAGUAAUAUUAGCUUCUGACUAACUAUUCACUGCAGGUGAUUCCAUCUUUUUAGACUAGUUGCUCGAUUUGACAAUCCUCACUUUGUUUACACACUGUGUAUCUGGAAUGCAUACUCUUCUGCAGGGAAACCAAUGUGAGCACUUCCAUGCUUUAUACUUCUACCUAGGGUGCAUGCAUUCAUUCCUUUAUUCAUUUGUUCAUUCAUUCAUUUAUACAUACAUGAAUUCUCAUUUUUAGCAUGACAUGAAGAAUCCAGGGACAAAUGUUUGACUCAGGAUCCACUGUGAACGUUUUUUUUUCCUGCAUGCCUGGAGUAAAAGUAGUUGGAAUUAAAUCAUUUUGUUCAAUAAUGAUGAUAGAAUGUAACAUUAAAUCUUGAAUUCUGGUGAGAGAACAGGACAUACAGUACUGUGCAUUGUGGUGCUUUAGCUCUUGCUACGUUAGUGUUCAGCUGGGAGGAUUUUUCUUUGUUUCUUUUCCCCAUUAUAAUAUUUAUGGUGUGCACCCAUACAUACACAGUUGUUUAAGUCCUGCGUGAACAAGAUCACAUUGACAUACAUCAAUGAGACUUGGUCAUCCAUGGAAUUAGCCUGUAGCUGGUUUCCAGUCUUGGUCAGGGAUCCUCACCUGGCACCAGGUUUGUCCUGUGCUAAGGAGACUAGGAAUUAUGUGCCUAUAAGUACAUGUCUUUCAAGAUGAUGAUGAUGAUGAUGAUGGUGUGGUGGUGAUUAAAAUAUGCACAGUAGGAUGUAUGAGUAAAAUGAUUAUGAGGAUGUGGUUAUUCUGUGGAGAGCAGACAAGUGUUGGGGAACGAUAAGGGAAAUUUGUGCUUUAAUUGUUUGCCUUCAGAGUGAAAAUGUGUCUACAGUAACUAUCCCAGGGACUUUGUGAUGUUAUUUUUUGUACCAUAAACAGACAUGGAAACAAAAUUUUUGUCCUCAGUAAAUGACAUUUGCAGCACCCAAGUUGCAAUGCACCUGAUCUAUGGGCUAUAUAGCAGACUAAUCUGCCAAAGUUUAAAGAUUGCUUGUAAAUAUUUUUUCUAAAGCCUAUAUGGUUGUGCAAAGCCUAAUUCUGUUUAAAAUUCUGUUCCUGUUUAUUGUAUGGAUAUAUUGAUUUGCCACUUUUUUUCACUCCUUUAUUAUUCUGUAAAUAAUUAGAAAAAAAAUUGAUUUGCUGACAAAAAUGAAACUGGAAAAGGAAACAUGCUUUUUGUUACAUACUAUAGAUAGUUAAAUUUUAUGUUUGGAAUAAAGAAUUGAAGCAUU